Entamoeba invadens IP1 is the source of this 1737-nucleotide messenger RNA. RefSeq lists its product as hypothetical. The record is from RefSeq and is a predicted model, not a curated record. NCBI's taxonomy places the organism in Eukaryota, Evosea, Mastigamoebida, Endamoebidae. The transcript has a single exon. The coding region runs from base 1 to 1737 and encodes 578 amino acids.
AUGGAAGAAGUACUUUCAUUGCUUAUCCAGCAACGGAACUUAAAUUCACACCAUGAAAUUGCAUUAGCGGAAAAAAAUUUUGAAAACAAAAAGAUCACAGAAGAAAAUGAAAUGUUAAAGAAAGAGAAGAGUGAAAUAGAACAGAAAUUACACGAAGAAAUGACUCAGAAAGAAAAUCAAACAAAAGAAAUUGAAGACCUUCAAGAGGAAAUAAAACAAGUCAAAGAAAAGUUAGUAGAAAGUGAAGAAAAAUACAUUAACGAACAACAGACACUUCAACAAGAAAAUGUUAUGCCACAAGAAAUCGAUACAUCAGAACAAAUUAAAGAAAUUGAAAGGCUUCACGCGGAGAUUUCCGAACUACAAGCCACAAUCACGACAUACAAAAAUAAAUUAGCGGAGAAGGAUCAAACCAUAGAAAAUGAGAUAUCGCGAAGGUGUGACAGUGAAAUGAAAAAGUGGAAGGAUACUGUCACUAUCAAAAACGAAGUGAUAUUAAAACAGAACAAUGACAAAAUAGAGUUGGAACGAUUACAUAAAGCAGCGUUAAAGGAGAUGGAAGACAAAUACAAAUUUGAAAAGGAAGAGAUGAUUACUCAACACCGCACGGAAACAACUAAAUUAGAAGAAACUAUAUCAGUAUUAACUAAAACACAAACACAACAAAACAUUACAAAUAAAAAAAUAAAGGACGAACAGAACGCACUCAAGAAACUUGUUUUGCUCUACGAGACGGAAAUAAAGAAGUUGGCCAUCAUCGAAUUGAAAGACAAAAAGGAAAUCAUGUAUGUCAAUACUUUAAUACCUAAAUCGCAUCUCCAGGAAACACAACAAAGUGCUUUUGAAGACUCUACAAGUAUUCCAAUCGUACUUCCAAGGUUUUUAUCGGCAGUCAAUCCAUUCAAAGAGUUCACAAGAAAAACCAGUGUAGCGAGCUUUGUGUUAUUUAAAGGUGAUAUUGUUAUGAGAGACAUUCUUGGAUUUACUGUACUUAAUAGAACAAGAAAAGAACUUACAACACAAAUUCCGUACUGCGACAAAGGAAGUUUCGUGACGAGUUGUUUGUCGAAAGACGGGAAGAUGUUAUUCUAUUGCAUGAAGACAGACGAGGGGAAUGUAUUUCGAUUUUUUGAUAUUGAGAAACGUUCUCUAAUAAAGAUAGAAGGUUCUACAAACACGAAUGUGAUCAAAUGUUGUGCGCUGGAUACCACAAAGUACAUCUACAUGUCUUCAAAUAAUUAUUAUAUUGUUAAUACAGCACAAGUUGAAAACACAAGCACAACAACGACGAUGGUAAACAACUUAGUGUUCUUAAUGACAUUGAAUGAUCGCGUUAUUUAUGUUGUUAAGAAACUUACGUCAUACACUUUGGUGUUUGCUGAUUUGUCGAAGGGACUCAAUUCGCCAUCUUUAUCAAUUCCAUUAGAAAUGGGGGUUGACUUUGACGACUUUUUUGAGUGCUUUAAUGGGUUCUUUGUGAGAGAGAAAAGUGUGAUCCAUUGUGUGGACUUGAAUGAAACGUUUAAAACGAAACAAUUGUCAGUAAUCAAUUCAAUUGACUUAGACAAGCAAGAAAUGUUCAAGAGUUCUGAUGUCUUUGCAACAUCCAAGAAACAUCGAAUUUUGUGUGUUGGAGGGACUCGAGGCGAUUUGUUGUUCUGGAACGUUGAUUAUCAAGAAAAGAUGAAUAUGGUGAAGGUGUUCAAUGUCGACCCGUUUGUGUAUUUUGCAUGUUAG